AUGACAUCCACAUCACCAUCUGCAUUGCGUUUAUUAUUCUAUCUUAUAUGUAGCUAUUCAGCAUCGAUUUUAUCGAUCCUAAUUGGUCUUACAAGCCAGUUUAUAUAUUGGUUUCUAUUCGACUCGUUCGGUCGGCAUGAAAAACGAACAAGAAGAAAACUUAAUUGGACCAGUCCUGAACGAGAUGACGAAUAUAACGUCAUCAUCGUUGGUACAGGCUUUUCAGGCAUUGGCACUGCCAUUCGACUAAAUCAACUUGGUAUGAGCAACUACAUUCUCUUUGACCGAAACGCACACGCCGGUGGUACGUGGUAUGCCAACCAAUAUCCUGGAUGUGCAUGCGAUGUUCCAUCCAAUCUCUACUCAUUCUCAUUCGAACCUAAUCCAAACUGGUCAUACUUUUUCAGUCGCCAACCAGAGAUUUGGAACUAUCUCGAACAUUGUGCAGACAAGUAUCAUGUCCGAUCACAUAUUCGCUUCAACACAACGGUCACUCAGCUCAAGUGGAUCGAAGAUCAACAGCUCUGGCAAGUGACAACUGAGUCGAACAAUGAAGAAAAAGUGUACUACGGUCGAUCAGUAGUACUUGGUACGGGUCCGCUGUCGAAUGCAGCCUAUCCGACCGAUAUCGAUGGAAUCGAAAAGUUCGAAGGUGAAAUGUGUCACACAGCAAAGUGGAACAAGAACAUUGACUUUCGAAACAAGCGCGUGGCAGUGGUGGGUACCGGUGCAAGUGCCAUUCAAGUAGUGCCAGAAGUUCAGAAGAUGGGCGUGAAACAACUACUUGUCUUUCAACGUACGCCACCGUGGGUCAUACCGCGAAUAGAUCGACGUGUUACGAAUUUUGAGAAAUGGCUUUUUACUUGUUUUCCUAUGCUUCAACGAUUGAUUCGACGAUGCAUUUAUUGGUCACGUGAAUCAUACAUACUUUCGUUCGUAUAUCGUUGGCCAUUACGAUACAUGAGCGAGGAAUUGGUUCUGCACAAUCUUAACAGAGAAGUUAAAGAUCCUCUAUUGAGAAAAAAGGUCACACCAACAUGGGAACUUGGAUGUAAGCGUACACUAGUGACAAGUGAUUGGUACACGGCGCUACAAAAACCAAAUGUGGAGUUAAUUACAAAUCGCAUUCGAGAAGUGAAAGCACAUUCGAUAGUGACAUACGAUGGUGAUGAAUAUCCUGUUGACAUUAUCAUCUGGUCAACAGGAUUUGAAACGCAAAAGUUCGGAAUUCCUGUCUAUGGCAAAAAUGGAUGUUCCUUAGUAGAACAAUGGUCUAAGACCAUGGCGGCUUAUCGUGGUGUUACGAUUCCUAAUUAUCCGAACUUAUUUCUUCUUUUAGGUCCAAAUUCUCGUCUAGGUCAUUCUUCAGUAAUAGUUAUGCUUGAAGCUCAAUUGAAAUAUCUAGUGGAAAUAUUUGUUUAUAUGAACGAAAAUAGCGUUCGAUCUGUUGCAAUCAAACAGAAUGCACAUGAUAAAUAUAACCAGUGGCUGCAAUCGAAAUUAAAGAAGACAGUGUGGAAUUUAGGCGGCUGUCAUUCGUGGUAUCAAAAUUUUCAAGGAGAUGUUACAACAAUAUGGCCUGAUUUUACUUGGAUUUACCGUUCCUUGCUCAAACGGUUUGAUUCAGAGAACUAUAUUAUUGAAAAAUAA
Molecule: messenger RNA, 1650 nt
Organism: Adineta ricciae
Lineage: Eukaryota; Metazoa; Rotifera; Eurotatoria; Adinetida; Adinetidae
Source: the annotation of a GenBank genome assembly